Molecule: messenger RNA, 996 nt
Organism: Dichomitus squalens LYAD-421 SS1
Lineage: Eukaryota; Fungi; Basidiomycota; Agaricomycetes; Polyporales; Polyporaceae
Exons: 7
Coding region: 1-996 (331 amino acids)
Source: RefSeq, a predicted model, not a curated record
AUGACCCCUCCUGCAAACGAUGAUGCUGAAAGCUGGCUGGCAGUGAAAGCUGCCGCAGCACCCUCAAACACCGUGACCGGCCUUGUGGAGGGGAAGGGCGAAGGCGACUGCUAUCUCAUCCAUAGCCUCCGUCUCAACUACCUCUGCAACAUAGACGACCCCUAUGGCCCUCGUCUCAUCUCUCUCUGCACCAGCUUUCACUCAAGCCCUUCUGGCCUCGCCGACGCGACAAUCAGGUUUCCCCAGCCUGAGGGCAAUCUCAAGUACACGACGAUUAUCCUUGAUCCCUCCCGGACGGGCAUGAUGGGGCUGUGGGUCAAUGGCAAACGCGCCUCAAUGUCGCGCAACUCCGUCAUGUUGUCGAUGAGGCGGGAGGCAGACGGUGCAGAUCAGGAUGCUCCCGCUGCACCGACGAUGAAGACCCCGAUCACGACGGAAGUCAUCUCUGCGAUGCCCGUCUCACCCAUGAAGCCGGAGGCACCAAGUUCACCUAUCAAGGAUCACAAAUGGCGGAAGGGCAGCGACCGAAGGACAGCAGUCAGAUGCGGCAAGACCGCCUGCGUUGUUCCGAUCAUUGACUUCCAAGGUGCCGCAGAGAUGGAGAGACGGCGGAGGCAGAGGCUGCUUGCGCGGGCACACCCACCAGGAGUAGCCCCACGGAUGCCGAUGGUCGCGAUGGACUUGAACCCGGAGGAGUCAAGCUCGUCGAGCGAGGAAGAACCUGAGCCUGAGCCGGCGGAGAGAAGGGGUGAUGAGCUCGCGGACGAGGAGGACGAGGACAUUGAAAGGGAUGGGGAUAGUUCGGAAUUCUCUGAAGACGAAUUCGACCUUGAAUUUGUGCUCUCUGCGAUCUCCACCUCCGCAUCCUUGUCCUCGAUGAUGGCCUCGCCCGAACCACCGAGCACAAGCGCGCAUGUCUUGCACCUGAGCCCCAUCCAGGAAGGCAAGGAGUGCGAGCGGCUGUCCGUCUCGUCCGACACCGCCGCAAACAGCUAG